Molecule: messenger RNA, 844 nt
Organism: Cuscuta campestris
Lineage: Eukaryota; Viridiplantae; Streptophyta; Magnoliopsida; Solanales; Convolvulaceae
Source: the annotation of a GenBank genome assembly
AUCCACUGCGUAUUUGUUUUUACCUAUAAGAAAUUCUACUCAACUCCCCAUGGAUGUUUGAUGUAGGAAUAUUAAACUUAUGAUGUGUAUGUCAUACAUACCUUAUGGAAAAACAUAACGCUCCACUAACUGAUAACUCAGGUGAGCUUUGCAUUAGCUAUUGAUGAACUUUGGAGUGUAAUGUGUUGAGCUUGGCGUCAUCUCACCGAAGCAUGUCGUCUCACCCUAAGUUUCUUUUCCAAUCAGACUGUGAUUCAAGAGGUAAACUGCUUGAAGGUGAGGUCACAACAAGAAGUACAUUGGGCACAAAGACAAAGUCACAGAUAUUAAAAGAAUUGUCUAUUCAACUAGGUCGUCCUUGUCGUUUAGAUGAGCUGUUACAACAUAUGUGCACAAAUCCAAAAACUGGACAACCAUAUCCAACUCGACAUACUCGAAUUUUGGAAAAGUAUUGUGAAGUUAUGGUUACUAAGUUUGAUGAAGAUCGUGAAAAGUGGCCAGUGUUUGAUAAAGAUGCUUGGGUUCAAGCAUCUGGUGGGGUUCAAAAGGGAGAUCAAUGGACUGGUGUCCCUUUGGAGUUUUCUAAUCCUGAUGCAUUUACUUCAGCGGCUAUGACAUCACAGGUAAAUAUGAUUGUUUACGCAUAUUAGGUGUUAUGUUUUGUAAAAUGAAAUUUUUAUGAUGCCUUUUAUUUUAUUGGAAAAAACCAAAAUGGCUCAACGAGAAGAAAGAAAACGUCAUCGCGAGGUUGAAGAAGAAAUGGAUGAUUUAAGAAACAAAAUGAGGUCAUUCAAUGCAUCAAUGUCAAAUGUUUAUCGAGGACUAAUAAAAAGAGGAAUAAUUC